Molecule: messenger RNA, 1602 nt
Organism: Daphnia pulex (common water flea)
Lineage: Eukaryota; Metazoa; Arthropoda; Branchiopoda; Diplostraca; Daphniidae
Product: organic solute transporter alpha-like protein 2
Exons: 7
Coding region: 175-1260 (361 amino acids)
Biological process (GO): transport
Molecular function (GO): transporter activity
Source: RefSeq, a predicted model, not a curated record
CAGACUCGCGUAUAUAGCGCCCAAGGAAUGAAGGCGACCGAUCAGUCAUCGGUGGAUAGAUUAUAGCGUUCAGUUUACCAUAUCUCACAGUUUAAAAACGUUUUCACUUGACUAUAAUAAUAGUGCAAUUUAUUCUCCUCAUCUGUGCUAUAUCGACAUCCGCCGGAAAUCAAAAUGGAGUACGAGUACAAUUGCAGUUAUUUCCAAUACAAUAACAUCACUCCGCCAAACAUUGGGCAGCAGCUGCAAGCGUUGGGAAAGUUCGCCUUGGGCGUGGGAAUCGCCGGUACAAUCAGUACGAUACUUUUGAUCACUUUAUUUAUCGUCAACGUUUUCACAAAUAUCAAAAAGAGUCCGGCGAGAAGAAGGAGGCUCCUCUGCUGGAUCACUUCCAUGCCCAUGGUGGUCUCCAUAUUGUCGCUCAUCAUCUUUCUCGUGCCCAGGGCUGGCGAUGUCUGCGACAUCGUCAAACAAAUAUAUUUGCCGUUUGUGCUGAUGCACUUUGUCGAUCUGGUCUUGUUGAUUCAAGGAGGUGAAGAAGGCGUUCUGAACGACGUCGUCGAGGUACACGCCCCACUUUCUUUGUGCCACCCGCCUUGUUGUUUCUUCGGCAUCUGCUUACGUCAUCUCACCUUCACCAAGAUUAGGCUUCGUAUCGUUAAGGGAUUGGUUUAUCAAGCGCCCGUGUUCCAGUUUGUUUUAAUUGUCAUCAUGAACGUACUCGAUCACGCCGAAUUCCUGGAAAAAAACAAAUCGGACAGAUUGUACCAAUUUUUCGCCGCUUUGAACAUUUUGGCAUUCAUGUUCGGCAUUUGGGGCUUCAACAUUUUGAACGGGGCCUUGAGUCAGCUGUUGAGAACAAAGUGGAAGAGAUACAUCUUGCGGACCAAAGUCUUGAGUGCAUUUGUAGUCAUUCUCAAGAUACAAAAUUUUAUUCUUGGAAUCCUCAUUUUCUAUAAUGUCAUUCCGUGCAUCGUGCCUUACGUUUCGCCAGCAAUCAUGAGGAAAACUAUUGACGCAGCAUUGUCCCUGUUGGAAGCGCUCAUUUUUGGCGUUUUAUUCUACCUGGUUUACCAAGUGAGUGACAUCACCGAGAUGAAACGCCCUUCAAAAGCCGGCAUGCUCGACACACCGUCCACUCAGCGUCGCUUGCUGGCCUCUGAUGCCCAUCCUACUGCCACUGUCCUUGUCAAGGAGCCAACGAGUCAAAUGAAUCCAACUACAAACACAUAUAACGGCAUGACGUAUACUGAAUGUUAAUAUGUUUCUGCAAAACAACAAAAAAAUUCCACCUAGCUUUCUUUUGUGAUUAACGUGGUAAUGGGACUAAUGGCGAUGAUUAUUUUUCCAAUUGUUUUAUUUUUAUUUUGCUGAUUGACGUUGUAAUUUAUACUUAAAAACUGAACCAUUCUUUUAAAAUAGUUUAUUGAAACGCUUUUUUUUUACUUUUUAAUAUUAAAAAAAAAAUGCUAAUCUUGUUAGGUUGCUAGCUAGAUUUUUACAACGGAAUCGGAAAUUUAAAUGUACGCACAAUUAGAAUUAAAACUCACAAUAGCUGUUAAAAUGUCAGGACUAAGGCAAUAAAUAAUAUUUUGCAUUAAA